UGCCGAUGAAAUAUAAUCAUUGGAUGUUUGAUCUUUGAAUUUAUUUUUUUGGAAAGUAGACUUGCAUGUUCAGUUUGUUCCAAAUUUCUAAGAAAUUUUCUUUCUUUCUCUCUAUUUGUCUAUCUCACUUUUGCUAAGAAAAUUUUGUAGAAUUGUUCAUUUUCUGAAGUUUCUUGGACUUUUUAGUUCUUGACUUGACUUGAGCCUUUAUCUUUGUCCUCGUUCAAAAAAUAAACAACAAGAAGAAGAAGAUUCUACGUUUGGUAUGGGAGUCAAUUUGCUGAUAAUACACGGAAGAAGGAAGAAAAAAUUAGACUUUUUUUACGAAACACCGGAUCUAUUUAUUCUCAUGAAUUAAAGGCGUGAAAAAUAUUCUAUCUUUGCAUUUAUGUUCCUGCCAAACUGAAUAGAUUGGGUCUUUCAAUUUUGAAGAUGACUGUGAUGGCACUAAGCCAAAGCUCACUGAUAUGGUACAUAUAAUUUUCUAUGGUUUAUGCAUAAUCCAGACGUCUUCAUUACAGAUCAACGUGAUAUAGUUAAAGAAAAUUCAAGCCCUCCUGUUUUAUUGUCAUGAGAACCGGUUGCCAAUAUUGUUCGGGUGCUUCAGUCACUCUGUUAUAGUAGAGACACUAAUUUGAUACUCUGGUAUCUAUUUUUACAAUGCAAGCAUCCGAACGUCAUAGAAGUUCAAGCAUGCACUAUCAACUGAUGCAACAAACUGAGGCCUACUGCUUACCGCAGUAUCAAGCGCUAUACGGAAAUGACAUUAGAAGCCAUGGAACCCACUUCUCUACUCCAUGUUCUUCUGAACUCUAUUGCACAUUGGAGUCCUCCUCUGCGACUGGGAUUUUCCAUGUUUAUGACUCGCCUUCAACUGUCAGUUUCUCGCCUAGUGGGAGCCCAAUCUCGCAGCAAGAUUCUAAAUCAUACUCGUACCCAUCUGAUCAACAUCAGUCUCCAGACAAUACUUACAGCUCUCCAAUGAGUGGUUCCUGUGUAACUGAUGAUUUGCAUAGCUUCCAGCACAAAUUGCGAGAGCUGGAAAGUGUAAUGUUUGGCCCUGACUCUGAUAAUAUUGAUAGCUAUGACAGCACCAUCAAGGAAGGAAUUAACUUUCUUUGGCCUGAAAUGGAUGGCUGGAGGCAAACAAUGGCGGUAAUUUCUAGUAAGGACCUGAUACAGGUUCUAGUCGCAUGUGCAAAAGCCGUUUCAGAUAAUGAUUUGUUAAUGGCUCAAUGUUUGAUGGAUGAAUUACGCCAAAUGGUGUCAGUUUCUGGUGAACCAAUUCAUAGGUUGGGAGCAUAUAUGUUGGAAGGGCUUGUAGCUCGAUUGUCUGCCUCGGGGAGUUCAAUCUACAAGGCUUUAAGAUGCAAAGAACCGGCGAGUGUUGAGCUUCUCUCAUAUAUGCACAUACUUUACGAGGUCUGCCCCUACUUCAAAUUUGGUUACAUGUCUGCAAAUGGAGCCAUUGCUGAAGCUAUGAAAGAUGAGGAGAGAGUUCAUAUUAUUGAUUUCCAAAUUGCUCAGGGAAGCCAAUGGAUUACUUUGAUUCAGGCUUUUGCUGCUAGACCUGGGGGACCACCCCACAUCCGAAUUACAGGUAUUGAUGAUUCUACAUCAGCUUAUGCUCGUGGAGGAGGACUAAACAUAGUGGGAAAGAGACUAUCAAAGUUGGCUGAGAAAUUCAACGUGCCAUUUGAAUUUCAUGCUGCAGCUAUCUCUGGCUGUAAUGUUCAGCUGCAUAAUCUCGGGGUUCGACCAGGGGAGGCUCUCGCUGUGAAUUUCGCAUUCAUGCUACAUCACAUGCCUGACGAAAGUGUCAGCACCGAGAAUCACCGUGAUCGACUGCUGCGCUUGGUGAAGAGCUUGUCUCCGAAGGUGGUGACACUUGUUGAGCAAGAAUCAAAUACAAACACUGCACCUUUCCUCCCUCGCUUCCUCGAAGCUCUGGACUACUACAAAGCUAUGUUCGAGUCGAUUGAUGUGACUCUUCCCAGAGAUCACAAAGAGCGAAUUAAUGUGGAGCAGCAUUGCUUGGCGAGAGAUGUUGUUAACAUCAUAGCUUGUGAAGGAGUCGAGAGGGUGGAGCGGCACGAGGUGCUCGGCAAGUGGAGGGCCAGAUUUGCAAUGGCUGGUUUCACGCCUUACCCUCUGAGCUCAUUGGUGAAUAGUACCAUUAAGAAGCUGCUUGAGAAUUAUUCUGAUAGAUAUACACUUCAAGAAAGAGAUGGGGCUCUCUAUCUGGGUUGGAUGAAUAGAGAUUUAGUUGCUUCUUGUGCUUGGAAGUGAGAACUGGGCAUUCUGCGAAGUUCUUUUUGAAGUGUCUGUUAUGGGUUCUCCAUAAACACAUCAAGUGUCGAGAAAGUUCUGAAACACCCAAUUUUGUGGUUGAGCUUCUUUAAGAAGCCGAAAACAAAAUCCACUUGGCAUGUUUUUAUUUAGAGAACUCGAAAACAAACACUUAAAAAUCUCAAGUAUCAUCUGAGAAAAGUGCAGAUGAGUCUACUUAUUCUGCUCUGCAUAGUACAAAUCCCUGUUACACCAAAUAUGACUCUUCCCAUUUUCCUUGUUUCAAAAAGUUAAAUCUGAAAAUAUAGCUAGUUUUCAUUUUCUUUUUUA
Messenger RNA from Neltuma alba, 2619 nucleotides. Its product is annotated as scarecrow-like transcription factor PAT1. The coding region runs from base 661 to 2289 and encodes 542 amino acids. Lineage: Eukaryota; Viridiplantae; Streptophyta; Magnoliopsida; Fabales; Fabaceae. The transcript is spliced from 2 exons. The record is from RefSeq and is a predicted model, not a curated record.